Messenger RNA from Rotaria sordida, 2085 nucleotides. The record is from the annotation of a GenBank genome assembly. Lineage: Eukaryota; Metazoa; Rotifera; Eurotatoria; Philodinida; Philodinidae.
AUGCAUACCGUUUUUCGAAUUGAUGAAGUUCGAAAAAUUGAUAAGAAAAGUCCACUUUAUCAAGUGGACCUCAAACUUACGUCUGAUGAUGAUCAACAACUUCGCCAAUUAACCGACCGUAUACGAGAAGAAUCUUCAGGUAGCACUGGAUGGUAUCGAAUGGGUCAAUUGCUGCUCAAAAUUGGUCAAUUUGACAAGGCCGAAGAAUUGUACAUGGCACUACUAGAACAAGCAUCUGAUGACAGCGAUAGAGCACAUAUCUAUCAUAUGCGUGGAAUGAUGAAAAAUAACAAAGGGCAAUAUACAGAAGCAGCUUCAUUUUAUGAAAUGUCUCUUAAAAUUAAACAAAAAACUCUUCCAGAAGAUCAUCCUUCAUUAGCUCCUACAUAUAGCAACAUCGGUUUGGUGUAUAACAACAUGGGUGACUACUCGAAAGCACUUGAAUUUUACGAAAAAUCACAUAACAUAAAAGAAAAAGCUCUGCCUUCGAAUCAUCCCGAUUUGGCUACUUCCUACGCUUGCAUCGGUCUAGUGUAUAACAACAUGGGUGACUACCCGAAAGCACUUGAAUUUUACGAAAAAGAUCUCGAAAUCACGAAAAAAGUUCUGCCUUCGAAUCAUCCCGAUUUGGCUAAUUCCUACGGCAACAUCGGUCAAGUGUAUAACAACAUGGGUGACUACUCGAAAGCACUUGAAUUUUACGGAAAAGAUCUCGAAAUCGCGAAUAAAGCUCUGCCUUCGAAUCAUCCCGAUUUGGCUAUCUCCUACAAUAACAUCGGUGAAGUGUAUAGAAACAUGGGUGACUACUCGAAAGCACUUGAAUUUCACGAAAAAGCACUUAAAAUCUACGAAAAAGCUCUGCCUGCGAAUCAUCCCAAUUUGGCUACUUCCUACAACAACAUCGGUUUGGUGUAUCACAACAUGGGUGACUACUCGAAAGCACUUGAAUUUUACGAAAAAGCACUUAAAAUAAGAGAAAAAGCUCUGCCUUCGAAUCAUCCCGAUUUGGCUAGUUCCUACAACAACAUCGAUUUGAUCAAUGUAAAUAAACAUAAACAGUUGUACAAUUACGCAACCAAUUUGAAAAAAAAUGACACGAAGCAAUCGGAUUGUGAAACGGAACGAGAAAUCGUUACAAAUUUACGUGUUGAUAUACAUCAAGGACCAUCAACAAAAGAAGCAAUAUUUAACGGUGAAGAAAAAGUUGAAAAACAACAAGAAAUGAAUAUUAACCUAGAAGUACUGGAACAAGAACAUGAAAUGAAAUUAUGUGAUGAACACGAAGAAGAUUUACCAAGUUCAGAAUUGAAACAAGAAGAAGCAGCAAAAGAUGAAGAAUAUCAAUCAUUAUCAAAACAAAAGUUGGUUUUAAGUUAUUCACCAGUUAUCAAUCCUCGAGGUCGACCGCGUGGUAAGACAUCGUUGGUUUCUUAUACGCAAAAAGACAAUAAAAUUGCUCCAGAAAAAAAUAAUAAAAGAACUUAUAAUCAAGUUUCACCUGAUCUUAAAACAUAUAAAUAUAAACGUAAUAAAAAAAUCGAAUCUGUUCGGGAUGUGUACGAUAACACAAUGUGGCUAACCGAUUUACAUAUAUACUUAUUCUUUGAAUUACUACAUAAACGAUUUCCAAAUAUUAAUGGCUUAUGCGGUCCUGCACAAAUACAUUUAUACACAGGUUCAUUAGAAAAUUCGAUCUUUAUUUUCAAUGCAAACAAUAAUCAUUGGUUAACAAUUGCAAAUUUAGGCUCUGAUAAUAUUUGGAAAAUUUAUGAUUCUCUAUCUUAUCCAAAAGAAUCAUUAGUUAAAUUUUUUCAAGACAUAUUACCUGGUAAAGAGAGAGUUGUUUUAUCAUUUGAAAAUGUACAGCAACAAGUUGGUGGUAAUGAUUGUGGGUUGUUUGCAUUGGCUUUUGCCACGUCUCUUUGUUAUGAAGAUAUUCCAUCAUCGUUAUUUUAUGAUCAGAAAUCUUUACGUAAUCAUUAUGUUAAUUGUAUUGAAAAUAAUGAAAUACAACGAUUUCCUUCAAAGCCUAAAAGAGGAAGUACUAGAAACAAUUGUAAAUUAGUUGAUCUCUAUCUGAAUUAG